Messenger RNA from Megalobrama amblycephala (Wuchang bream), 4000 nucleotides. Its product is annotated as sarcoplasmic/endoplasmic reticulum calcium ATPase 2. Bases 421 to 3591 code for a protein of 1056 amino acids. Gene Ontology annotation, molecular function: ATP hydrolysis activity; ATP binding; P-type calcium transporter activity. The transcript has 23 exons. Gene Ontology annotation, biological process: calcium ion transmembrane transport; intracellular calcium ion homeostasis. Gene Ontology annotation, cellular component: membrane. The record is from RefSeq and is a predicted model, not a curated record. NCBI's taxonomy places the organism in Eukaryota, Metazoa, Chordata, Actinopteri, Cypriniformes, Xenocyprididae.
AUGUCGCUCAGUGACCUAGUAUUAAAUAAAGCGACGGUUAUAGCUAGGAGGUAGCGAGGAUUAUAGCAUCGGCUUUGCCAUUUUAAAUACUACCGGCACAUUCAGCAAGAAUCGACAGCGUCGAAAAUCCAUUUAAGCAGUCAAUCAUUCAUCGUGCAGUAGAUUUUUUUGUAUAAUUUUCCGGAUCAUGCUGAAGUCAGAAGGAAAACGCAUAGCAGAAAAUCAUCAUUUGCCUUGAGCCGCGCUGCAGUGCCAUCACUCUGCCUCUGUCCUGUUGGAUUUCAUCGGCAGAUCGAUCUACAAAACCACACCGCAUUGGGUUUGAACUGGGAUAUUCUCUCUUUUGUCGCGGUUAAGUGUAACGGUUUAGUGUAACUGAAGUUAGUGGUUUGCAGAGGACUGAAUUACAGUUAAACUGGGAUGGACAAUGCCCAUACAAAGACGGUUGAGGAGGUGCUGGGAUACUUCGGUGUCAAUGAGACAACAGGACUGAGCUCUGAGCAAUUAAGGAAAAGCAGGGAAAGAUGGGGCACCAAUGAGUUACCUGCAGAAGAAGGGAAGUCACUAUGGGAACUUGUUCUGGAGCAGUUUGAAGAUCUGCUUGUUCGGAUACUCCUUCUUGCGGCCUGUAUUUCCUUUACUCUAGCCUGGUUUGAGGAAGGUGAAGGAACCAUCACAGCCUUCGUAGAGCCAUUUGUCAUCCUCCUCAUUCUUAUUGCCAAUGCUAUUGUAGGAGUGUGGCAGGAGCGUAAUGCGGAAAAUGCCAUCGAAGCCCUAAAACAGUAUGAGCCGGAGAUGGGGAAAGUGUACAGACAGGACAGAAAGAGUGUACAGAGGGUCAGAGCCAGGGACAUUGUGCCUGGAGACAUUGUGGAGGUGGCUGUUGGUGAUAAAGUCCCAGCAGAUAUCCGACUGACCUCCAUACGCUCUACUACUCUGAGAGUAGACCAGUCCAUCCUGACAGGGGAGUCUGUAUCUGUAAUAAAACACACAGACCCAGUGCCUGACCCCCGUGCCGUCAACCAGGAUAAGAAAAACAUGCUCUUUUCUGGGACGAAUAUCGCAGCAGGACGAGCGAUAGGUGUUGUAGUGGCGACAGGUGUACACACAGAGAUCGGGAAGAUCAGAGAUGAGAUGGCGGCCACCGAUCCAGAGAGAACCCCUCUGCAGCAGAAACUAGACCAGUUUGGAGAGCAACUCUCUAAGGUGAUCACAUUGAUCUGUGUGGCGGUGUGGGGCAUUAACAUCGGUCACUUUAGUGACCCAGUGCACGGAGGCAGCUGGCUGCGUGGAGCUGUGUACUACUUUAAGAUCGCCGUGGCUCUGGCUGUAGCCGCCAUCCCUGAGGGUCUUCCUGCCGUCAUCACCACGUGCCUGGCACUUGGAACACGCCGCAUGGCCCGCAAAAAUGCUAUAGUCCGUUCCCUCCCAUCUGUAGAGACCCUUGGCUGCACCUCUGUCAUCUGCUCUGACAAAACAGGCACUCUUACCACCAACCAGAUGUCUGUCUGCAGGAUGUCUAUUGUGGACAUCGUCGCAGGUGAGAGGUGUUUACUGAACGAGUUUACAAUAACUGGAUCUACUUACGCCCCUGAAGGAGAAGUGUAUAAGGACGGUGUACCGGUACGCUGCAGUCAGUAUGAAGGGCUGGUGGAAAUGGCCUCUAUCUGUGCCCUGUGUAACGACUCUUCGCUGGAUUACAAUGAGAGUAAAGGGGUAUAUGAGAAAGUAGGAGAAGCGACUGAGACGGCACUCUGUUGUCUGGUGGAGAAGAUGAACGUGUUUGACACAGACCUGAAGGGCCUCGCACCUGCCGAAAGAGCCACUGCCUGCUGUUCAGUCAUAAAGCAGUUAAUGAGGAAAGAGCUGACUCUGGAGUUUUCUCGAGACAGGAAGUCCAUGUCUGUUUUCUGCUCUCCAAACAAACUCACUCGCUCUGCUUCAGGUGCCAAGAUGUUUGUCAAGGGGGCACCAGAGAGUGUACUGGAGCGUUGCCGCUGGAUACGGGUAGGAGGUGGUACACGUGUGCCAAUGAGCUCUGACCUAAGAGAGCAGCUCUUAAGCACAGUAAGAGAGUGGGGCUCGGGACGUGAUACACUACGCUGCCUCGCCAUGGCAACCAGGGAUUCACCUCCUGACCCUCGAACCCUGAAUUUAGAGAACUCUGCAACCUUUGCAGAUUAUGAGUCUGACUUGACAUUCGUGGGCUGUGUGGGAAUGUUAGAUCCACCCAGGAAGGAAGUCCUGAGUGCAGUGCGUAUGUGCAGACAGGCUGGCAUACGGGUCAUUAUGAUCACAGGUGACAAUAAGGGCACUGCCCUGUCUAUCUGUCGUCGAGUGGGCAUCAUCACUGAGCAGGAGGAAGAGGAGGCUGAAGGUGGGCCGUAUGGCAGCGGCCUCACAGGACGUGAGUUUGACGAGCUGCCUCCCCACCUGCAGCGGGAGGCCUGCCGCACCGCCCGCUGUUUCGCCCGCGUCGAGCCGACUCACAAGAGCCGCAUUGUAGAAUAUUUGCAAAGCCUAAACGAUAUCACAGCUAUGACGGGUGAUGGUGUAAAUGAUGCUCCUGCUUUGAAGAAGGCUGAGAUUGGCAUUGCUAUGGGCUCAGGCACGGCUGUGGCUAAAUCUGCUUCAGAGAUGAUCUUGGCAGACGAUAACUUUUCAACCAUCGUGGCCGCAGUGGAGGAGGGCCGAGCCAUUUACAACAACAUGAAACAGUUCAUCCGUUACCUCAUUUCUUCUAACAUCGGAGAGGUGGUCUGUAUUUUCCUCACAGCUGCUUUGGGAAUGCCUGAGGCUCUGAUCCCAGUCCAGUUGCUGUGGGUCAAUCUGGUGACUGAUGGCUUCCCAGCUACUGCUCUUGGCUUCAACCCCCCUGACCUGGACAUCAUGUCCCGUCCCCCACGCUCCCCUAAAGAACCACUAAUUUCUGGUUGGCUCUUCUGCAGAUACCUCAUCAUUGGCUGUUAUGUAGGGGCUGCAACAGUUGGAGCUGCUGCCUGGUGGUUCAUGGCAGCUCAUGAUGGACCAAAGCUCAACUACUACCAACUGUCUCACUAUCUGCAGUGCAGUGAAGGUCAUGCUGAGUUUGCAGGAGUGCAGUGCUCAGUGUUCGAAUCUCCAUACCCAAUGACUAUGGCCCUGUCCGUGCUGGUCACUAUAGAGAUGUGCAAUGCCCUCAACAGUUUGUCAGAAAAUCAGUCUCUACUCAAGAUGCCACCAUGGUCAAACCCCUGGCUAGUGGGAGCCAUUUGUCUCUCCAUGGCCCUACAUUUCCUCAUCUUAUAUGUGGACCCUCUUCCUGUCAUAUUUCAGAUCAGGCCGUUGUCUUGGCCUCAGUGGGUGACUGUUCUGAAGAUGUCUCUGCCUGUUAUUUUGAUGGAUGAAGCCCUGAAGUUCUUGGCCAGAAACUACAUUGAGCCUGGCAACGAGUUGCUGCUGGACGAGGACGGAAAUGCUACCAGGGGAGUGAUUGGCAAACUGCAGCGGGCAUUUAGGGGUGUGUCCUGGUCAUUUGUGCUCAUCUCUGCCCCAUUGCUGGUCUGGAUCUUCAGCCUGGACUCAGACAUAACCAAUAUUUUCUGGGAUUAGAAAGGAGGAGUAUGUGUGAAAGUCUAUGUGUGUGUGUGUGUGUGUGUGUGUGUAUGUCUGAGUCAGAGAGGCAGACAGAAAAGCGGCUGAUGUACAGAAGCAGUGUAUGCAUCUAAAGUAGAACGAAUUUUGUGCUCAACCUGAUAAACAGUACGAAUGAAAAGUUGCGGAGCCACUAAAGGGAUAUGGUGAAGGAAAAAAAUAUGAUGGGAGGAAAAAUUAUAUGUCAGUUCUUUUGCUUUCUCUCGCAAAAUGUUUGCGUUCCCCUGAGAAACUUUGCAUUCGUUCGCAAAAGUUUUGCGAGUGAACACAAAGUUCCCCAGGGAACAGAGUUGUCAAAAGUACCAACUUUGGUACCAAUCGGUACUGAAAUUUUAAAAAUGUGAUGCUUUGAGUGCUGUGGAGCGGA